Messenger RNA from Temnothorax curvispinosus, 2760 nucleotides. It is a transcript of the gene AGBE, whose product is annotated as 1,4-alpha-glucan-branching enzyme. The coding region runs from base 282 to 2357 and encodes 691 amino acids. Gene Ontology annotation, cellular component: cytoplasm. Gene Ontology annotation, biological process: glycogen biosynthetic process. NCBI's taxonomy places the organism in Eukaryota, Metazoa, Arthropoda, Insecta, Hymenoptera, Formicidae. Gene Ontology annotation, molecular function: 1,4-alpha-glucan branching enzyme activity; cation binding; hydrolase activity, hydrolyzing O-glycosyl compounds. The transcript has 11 exons. The record is from RefSeq and is a predicted model, not a curated record.
UGUCAAAGGUCGCCGCGGUGGGCGCGCGCCGCGCGCGGGUCAAAACAGCGGAGCUCGUCGCUCUCGCGACGUUCGUAAUCAUUCGUAAUUACGUAAACGCGGCCGCCUGACUCUUUUCUUUUUUAUUGUUUUUUUUUCCUUUUUACUUCCGUCGAAUCUGGCUCCGGCUGCCAUAGUGCCAUGUGGCCGAGGCUCCGUUCCACUUGGUAGCCGGUCCAUGCCGCCAGCCGCGAUCACGCCGCUGAUCUCGUUAAUCGUACGUACGUCGUCACAAUAGAAACAUGGGUGGCAAGUGGUCCAGCAUGGAUCCCUCGCAGGUCGAGGUACCGGAGAUAAAAGCGCUCCUCGAGAGGGACCCGUACCUGAACCAGUACGAGACUGACAUUCGACGAAGGUAUGCUCUGUUCUUGGAUUACGUCGAGAAGAUACAGGAGGGAGAUGGGGACCUGAAACGAUUUACUACUGCGUACGAGAGCUUCGGUAUUCAUAUCAAAGAUGACAACAGUGUCGUUGCGAAAGAAUGGGCACCCGGUGCGCAGGAGGUAUUUCUAACUGGAGAAUUCAAUAAUUGGCAAAGAACUGCUACGCCGUAUAAAAAGUUGGAAUACGGCAAGUGGGAGUUGAAUCUUCCUCCGAACGCAGAUGGCAGUUGCCCUCUGAAGCACAACUCUGAAGUGAAGCUCAUCAUCAAAAAUCAUAAUAACGAACUGCUUGAAAGAUUAAGCCCUUGGGCGACGUAUGUAACGCAGAAUAAAGCUGAAGGGCUUACCUACAAACAACGAAUAUGGCAUCCAGAAAAUACCUACAAGUUCAAGCACCCCAAACCAAAGAAACCAGACAGUCUCAGGAUUUACGAAUGCCACGUUGGAAUUGGUACGCAGGAACCUCGUGUCGGCACCUACUUGGAAUUUGCCAGGGAUGUGAUACCACGGACUGUAAGGCAAGGAUACAACGCGAUACAAGUAAUGGCGAUCAUGGAGCACGCCUACUAUGCCAGUUUUGGAUAUCAGGUGACUUCUUUCUACGCGGCCUCAUCUCGCUAUGGAAAUCCAGAAGAGUUAAAAGAGCUAGUGGAUGUAGCGCAUCAGCACGGUCUUUACGUUUUGUUGGACGUGGUACAUUCGCACGCUUCCAAGAACACAUUGGACGGACUGAAUAUGUUUGAUGGUACGGAUGCGUGUUUCUUCCAUAGUGGUCCUCGCGGCGAGCAUUCGCUGUGGGACAGCAGACUUUUCAAUUACGCAGAAUACGAAGUACUUCGAUUCCUACUGUCCAACCUACGUUGGUACACCGAGGAAUAUGGUUUUGAUGGAUUCAGAUUUGAUGGCGUCACAUCGAUGCUUUAUCACUCGAGAGGCUUGGGACAAGGUUUCAGUGGUCAUUACGACGAAUAUUUCGGGUUGAACGUUGAUGUGGAGGGCAUAGUGUAUUUGAUGCUCGCUAAUCAUAUGUUGCACGAAAUAUAUCCUGAAAUCGUCACAAUAGCCGAAGAUGUUAGUGGAAUGCCAGGCGUUUGCAGGCCCGUCGCCGAAGGUGGUGUGGGAUUUGAUUACCGAUUAGCCAUGGCUAUUCCCGACAAGUGGAUCAAGUUGUUAAAAGAGGUCAAAGAUGACGACUGGAAGGUCGGCGACAUUUGCCACACACUCUCCAAUCGAAGAUGGAUGGAGAAAGCGGUCGCUUAUUCCGAAUCUCACGACCAGGCCCUCGUAGGCGAUAAGACGAUUGCUUUCUGGCUCAUGGAUAAGGAAAUGUAUACGCACAUGAGCACGAUCAGUCCACACAGCGAUAUAAUCUCUCGUGGCAUCGCCCUCCACAAUCUAAUCACACUUAUCACGCAUGCUCUGGGCGGCGAAGCUUAUCUAAACUUUAUGGGCAAUGAAUUCGGUCAUCCCGAAUGGCUGGACUUUCCGAGGGUCGGAAAUUCAGAUAGCUACCAUUAUGCCAGACGUCAGUGGAGUUUAGUGGACGACGAAAUGCUCAAGUAUAAAUAUAUGAACACGUGGGAUCGCGCUGUGAAUACGCUCGAAGACAAGUACGGAUGGUUGCACGCCACGCCUGGCUACGUGAGCUGGAAGCACGAAGAUGAUAAAGUGAUCGUGUUCGACCGUGCUGACGUCGUGUUCGUCUUUAACUUUCAUCCGGUCAAGUCGUUCGCCGAUUAUCCGAUCGGUAUAAAGAACCCAGGAACGUACAAGGUCGUUCUGUGUAGCGACGACGAACAGUUUGGAGGAGAACGUCGCGUAGACACGAGCAUACAGCAUUUUACGCAACCAGAACCGUUUUCUGCGUAUCAACACAAAAUGAUGAUCUACAUUCCGCGCCGUACAGCGUUAGUUUACGCACAAACUGAUCGCUAACUGCUGUCUCGCGUGACUGAAGACUAUUCGAAACGUGUAUAAUGAUAGAUGUACCUAAUAUAGAUAAUUAGUCAAGUGCAGAGAUCAUAUUUUUGUAAAAUAUACGUCGAUAAAAUAUCUAUAUACAUAUAUAUCUGAGAAUCUAGAGAUAUAUCGUGGUAAAUGCUGAAAAAAAAACCUUUUGUGAAUCACAACUGUAUAUCUCUAGACUUCUCUAUUACAGAAUAAUGACAGUAAAUGCUGGAUGCAUAAAACUUGUGCGUUUUCUCAGAUCUUGUUGUUUUACACUCGCAAGUCAUUAACGUGUAAUAUAUUUUAGACAAACUUUGGUGAAAUGUUUUUCUAUAAAAUUUGUAUAAACAUAAUAUAUUCUGUAAACAGAAAAGAUCAAGUCACGGUUUAA